UCCUCGUCUUCUCCUAUCAACAGAAAGGAAAACUUGUCUCCAAAUCAUUUCAAGUACUAUACCAACCACUUGAACAAGACACAAUUCAACCUUAUCUUGAUUAAUUGUUCAAUCAACUUAAUGAAGACUUUAUAUAAGGACUCUGUCGACGAGAAAGACUUGCGAUUCUUCAUUAUUGAAGUCUUGAGAAGAUCAAAGACUUCUAUCCAGUCUUUGCAAUUGGCAUGUUAUUACAUGUUUAAACUUGUAAAGGACGAGAAAGAUGUCGCAUCUGAUGUCCAUUUAAAAGAUUACAAAAAAUUAUUCUUGGGUUUGGUCAUUCUUUCUCUGAAAUUCAACCAGGAUUGCAAUUAUUCGUUCAAAACUUGGUUAAAGAUCUGUGGCAUCAAGGAAGACGAUCAAAAGAGUAAUUUGAAGACUCUUAGAGAAGUCGAAAUUAAGUGCUUAGGCUUGUUGAACUACGAGCUUUACCUCAACGGUUUGGCAUACGAAAACUGGUGCAACAUUCUCAUCAUAUAUGGCUAUGACUUUAUCAGUUACCAAAUUGUCAACAGCCGCAACCAUGACGAGAAUGAAAUUCACUGGGAAUCCAACGAUGCUUCCAUUUCCAACAAGUUGAAAAAAUGGAAGGGAUUCUUUGGUCAACUUUCCAUCAACAAUUUGAGUGUUGUUAAAAUCAAUUUCAACAACUAUUAUGCAAAUCAGAUGGAUAGGAAGAUCUUCAUUGAUGCCAAGAAGGCACCUGUGUCUCUCUUUUCUUCUGGAUCUAGAAAG
Molecule: messenger RNA, 774 nt
Organism: Scheffersomyces stipitis CBS 6054
Lineage: Eukaryota; Fungi; Ascomycota; Pichiomycetes; Serinales; Debaryomycetaceae
Gene: PCL5
Product: Pcl5p
Exons: 1
Biological process (GO): regulation of cyclin-dependent protein serine/threonine kinase activity
Cellular component (GO): nucleus; cyclin-dependent protein kinase holoenzyme complex
Molecular function (GO): protein kinase binding; cyclin-dependent protein serine/threonine kinase regulator activity
Source: RefSeq, a predicted model, not a curated record